CUCACAGUCCUGAAGCCAACAUAUGAUACUGCGGUAACUGUUCAGAUAAAAAUGAGCUCGUAGCUCUUUUCCUACAUUUCCGGGAAUGUGAACUUCUUCCUGCUUAAAUACAAGUAUGUUUCGUUUGUAACCUCCCAUGCCUUAAACCGGUUUUACAGAUGAAACAUACGUCAACGUUUGCUACUUCUCGGUGGCUCGCAACCUUUAACUGUCCGUAACGUUAACCGUCUAAAUUUUCCGUAAUGAAAAGAAACGGCGCCUAUAGGUUUUUGUCAGUUUUCUCGUUCUUCGUUGUUUGCGCGUUCUUGCUUUUAUUUUGGUACUUUAUAUUUUACUCAAUGGUACAUGCACCUUAAGCUACAGACACACUUCUUUAGCCGCUAAGCUAAGCUGGCUAACUACUUACCCACACUGCACUGCUGUAUUGACAAGUCCUGUGAUCACAUGAUCAACUUGACCAGGAAGUAAGGAUUUCUGCUUAUAGUACUUGCGCUUCCUGUUAGGAAAGUUGUGAUGGCAUCUGAUACCAGUGAAGCAGCGUCCUCCCCUCCAGACAUCAAGCUGCAAUUUGCUCCGUUCAGCAGUGCUCUGGAGGCAGGUUUCUGGCACCAGCUCACUCAGAAGAAACUCAACGACUACAGAUUGGACGAAAGCCCCAAAAGUAUCAAAGGAUAUUACUACAAUGGUGACCCACUUGGUUUGCCCACUCGGCUCACAUUGGAGUUCAGUGCAUUUGAAGUGGAUGGCCCAACACCAGCCCGUUGCUGUCCAGCUAUUGGAACGCUGUAUAACACCAACACUCUUGAUGCCUUUAAGACCGCCGAUAAAAAGGCUCUGCUGGAGAAAGAGGCUUUGGAGAUGUGGGAUGCUAUACAGUCUGGAGCUGCAUUAAAGGACCCAUCCCUCCUCUGCAAAUUCAUCCUCCUGACCUUUGCUGAUUUGAAGAAGUACCAUUUCUACUACUGGUUCUGCUUCCCAGCACUCUGUUUCCCAGAGGGAAUAAAGAUUGUCCAACAGCCGUCCGCCCUAGAACAAGUUUUCUCAGCAAAACAGAUCACAGCCUUGCAGGAGGCCUAUGAUGUCUUGUGCAUCAAAAGCGGGACCACUGCAGUGCCAUACUUCCUAAUGAAGUACACAGAUGACACUGUACAGAUGGCUCCACUUGGAGACUGGGACUCAUUCUUCACUGAUACUAAGAAGGUUACUGUGGCCGUUUAUGAUCCGUGUACUCUGUCCCAACAUCCGGGCUGGCCUUUGAGAAAUCUGCUGGUCCUCUUAGCUAAUCGAUGGGGCUCUAAGCUGGACACAGUAGAGGUGCUGUGUUUCAGGGACAGAACUCUGCAGGGAAGCCGCUCCAUUCAGCACAGUGUCAUCUUUAAGAUAAAACUACCUGAGCUUGCCCUCAAUUCAGGAUGUCCUAAGAGUGUAGGUUGGGAGAAAAACCCAAAGGGGGCCAUGGGACCCAGGAUGGUCAACCUCAGUGAAUGCAUGGACCCUAAAAGGCUUGCAGAGUCAUCAGUUGAUCUGAACCUGAAGCUAAUGAGAUGGAGGCUGGUUCCUACCCUGGAUCUGGAUAAGGUGGUCACCACAAAGUGUCUUCUACUGGGAGCUGGGACUUUGGGCUGCAAUGUAGCCAGGACUCUUCUGGGAUGGGGAGUGAGACACAUCACAUUUGUAGACAAUGCAAAGAUCUCAUACUCCAAUCCAGUUCGACAGCCGCUCUAUGAGUUUGAAGACUGUCUUGGAGGAGGGAAGCCCAAAGCCAUGGCAGCUGUUGACCGCCUCACCAAAAUCUUUCCCGGUGUGAAUGCCGAGGGUUUCAAUAUGAGCAUCCCCAUGCCCGGUCACCCAGUGAAUUUCUCUCAGGCCACUCUUUCCCAGGCCCAGACAGAUGUUGAGCAUUUGGAGAAGCUCAUUUCACAACAUGACGUGGUCUUCUUGUUAAUGGAUACGAGGGAGAGCCGCUGGCUGCCUACAGUAAUAGCUGCCAGCAAGAGAAAGCUUGUGGUUAAUGCUGCUCUUGGCUUUGAUACAUUUGUUGUGAUGCGCCACGGCCUGAAGAAACCCAUUGUCAGUCAGAGUGUUUCUGCAGGGGCAGACUCCUCUACUUCCUGUUCUUCUGCGUCUUCUUCAUCUUCCACACCAGCAGGCUCGGCACCCUCUGUCCCAGGAUCCUCUCUGUUCUCAAACAUCCCGGGACACAAGCUGGGCUGCUAUUUCUGCAAUGAUGUUGUGGCACCAGGAGAUUCAACCAGGGAUCGGACUCUGGAUCAGCAGUGCACAGUCAGCAGACCAGGCCUGGCCAUGAUUGCUGGAGCCCUGGCUGUGGAGAUGAUGGUGUCCAUUCUGCAGCACAGUGAAGGAGGCUAUGCAGUGGCCAGCAGCAGUGACGACAGGAUGAAUGAACCUCCCACGUCUCUGGGUCUAGUGCCACAUCAGAUCCGAGGGUUUCUUUCGAGGUUUGACAAUGUCCUGCCUGCGAGCCUGGCCUUUGACAAAUGCACUGCCUGCUCACCCAUUGUCCUGGAACACUAUGAGAGGGAAGGUUUCAACUUCCUGUCCAAGGUUUUUAAUUCUUCCCACUCAUUCCUGGAGGACCUGACAGGGCUGACACUCUUACACCAGGAGACACAGGCUGCAGAGAUUUGGGAUAUGAGCGAUGAUGAGAGCAUCUGAAGGACUGGAGGAACAAACCCUGUGCCUCCAAAGGACGGAAUACUCCGAUCCUUCCAUUUCUGUCUGGUUUAGUCUUUUUUUUUUAAGGAAUCUCACAUUUACAGUGGACAAGGGCUUUGCAGGGAACAGUAGACACUGACAAAACUUAAGUAAUCUAGACCAAGCAUAUUAUAAAAAACUUCAUAAAAGAAAAACUUCAGCUGAAAGAAAAGCCUUAAAAUUGCUAAUAGUCUUCAUUUGGAUUCAAGAUCAACCAAAGGGAUGGACUUGCAGAAUAAAGCAGUUAUA
This is a messenger RNA of Etheostoma cragini (Arkansas darter), 2964 nucleotides long. It is a transcript of the gene atg7, whose product is annotated as ATG7 autophagy related 7 homolog (S. cerevisiae). Gene Ontology annotation, molecular function: Atg12 activating enzyme activity; Atg8 activating enzyme activity. Gene Ontology annotation, cellular component: cytoplasm; phagophore assembly site. NCBI's taxonomy places the organism in Eukaryota, Metazoa, Chordata, Actinopteri, Perciformes, Percidae. The transcript has 19 exons. Bases 514 to 2676 code for a protein of 720 amino acids. The record is from RefSeq and is a predicted model, not a curated record. Gene Ontology annotation, biological process: C-terminal protein lipidation; autophagosome assembly; cellular response to nitrogen starvation.